CAAGCUGUCAGGACAAUCAGGUUGCUUCCCAGACUUUUCUCUUUAGCUGUCGGCAGUCGGCAUCUAUCGAUACGAAAGGAAUCAUGCAUUUUUCACGCGCCCGUUCCUGCGGUGCGAUGACUCCCCCGAUUGAGGAGUCACCAUCAUAUCAGUCGGCGAUAUAACAUAAAUUCCCGCCGUCCGUACCUUUUUCUCCACUUGACACAACCACCAACUACUCUACAACACGCGCACAAUGAGUCCCAAAACCUCAGCCUUUGAUCUUUCCAAAUGCGCGCGUCCAAAUAUCCUCGCACUUGAACCAUAUCGGUGCGCAAGAGACGACUACAAGGACGAUGGCACGAACAUCCUCCUCGAUGCGAACGAGAACGCUUACGGACCCGGCCUUGCGCUGAAUGAGAACGGCAAACUCUCUGGGUCAGCGACCAAUGGUGUCUCCGGCGACCUUGACGUCGACCUGCUCGGCCUGAACCGAUACCCAGACCCGCACCAGAUCGAGCUUAAACAAGACCUAUGCAACCUCCGCAAUACCCACCACCACACCUCGAAGACCCUUACACCAGACAACUUGUUUGUCGGUGUCGGUUCAGACGAAGCGAUCGAUGCUCUCCUGCGCGCUUUCUGUAUACCAGGGAAGGACAAGAUCCUAGUGUGCCCGCCUACCUACGGCAUGUACAGCGUGUCCGCGCAGGUCAAUGACGUAGCCCUAGCCAAAGUCCCACUACAAGGCCAGGACUUCCAGCUCGACGUCCCGGGCAUCAUCGACGCCCUCUCCAACGACCCAACCAUAAAACUCGCAUACCUCUGCUCACCUGGGAACCCCACCGGCUCUCUCCUAAAGAAAUCCGACAUCCAGCAAAUCCUCGAACACCCAACCUGGAACGGCGUCGUAGUCGUCGACGAAGCAUACAUCGACUUCGCGCCCGAGGGCUCUAGCCUCGCAGAAUGGGUCACCGAGUGGCCCAACAUGGUGGUCAUGCAGACGCUCUCCAAAGCCUUCGGGCUCGCGGGGAUUCGCCUUGGGGCCGUCUUCACGGACCCCGCGAUCGCACGGAUCCUGAAUUCCCUCAAGGCGCCGUAUAAUAUCCCGAAUCCUACUAGUCAGCUGGCGAGGGCGGCGUUGAGCCCGAAACACAUGGAGGUUAUGCGGAAGAAUAAGGAACUCAUUGUUAAGCAGCGAGACCGACUGUUGGAGGAGUUGCCCAAGGUCCCUGGUGUGGGCAGAUUCCUGGGUGGUACGGACUCCAAUUUCCUACUUGUAGAAAUGCUCGAUGCGCCCGCGGACCGGGGUGGUAAACCCUCCAAUGAGACUGCGCUGGCUGUGUACGAAGCUCUUGCCGAGGAGAAGGGCGUCGUCGUAAGGUUCAGAGGCAAGGAGCACGGGUGUUUUGGGUGUUUGAGGAUUACAGUGGGGACGGAGAAGGAGGUGGAUCGGUUUCUGGAGGAGAUUCGGGUGGUGUUGGCGGGGAUUUUUGAGAAGGGUGGGAAGGUGAGUCCGAGGGAGGAGGAGAGGAAGGAAAAGGAGGCUAGUGCGGUGGUGGCUUGAUUUGAUGAGGGGGUAAAUCUGGCAUAGAUAGAUGUUCAAGAGGUGGUUGAUGAUGUCUUUCCGCAUGCUAUGAUGCUCGAGGAGUUGCGGUUGUUUGUGUGUCACGACGCAGAGAUUUUGUUGGACCAUGAAAAUGGGUUUGUCGUAUUUGAUCUGCCUGAACGAAGAAUUUCGACCUCGAUCUGUCGGUGAUGAGCUUAUUAUCUCACAUGGACACAUGUGCAAUAUUUUAG
This is a messenger RNA of Westerdykella ornata, 1779 nucleotides long. RefSeq names its product histidinol phosphate aminotransferase. The record is from RefSeq and is a predicted model, not a curated record. NCBI's taxonomy places the organism in Eukaryota, Fungi, Ascomycota, Dothideomycetes, Pleosporales, Sporormiaceae. Gene Ontology annotation, biological process: L-histidine biosynthetic process. The transcript is spliced from 3 exons. Bases 236 to 1546 code for a protein of 436 amino acids. Gene Ontology annotation, molecular function: pyridoxal phosphate binding; L-histidinol-phosphate:2-oxoglutarate transaminase activity.